Arabidopsis thaliana (thale cress) is the source of this 3677-nucleotide messenger RNA. It is a transcript of the gene CKI1, whose product is annotated as Signal transduction histidine kinase. Gene Ontology annotation, molecular function: transferase activity, transferring phosphorus-containing groups; protein histidine kinase activity; phosphorelay sensor kinase activity. Lineage: Eukaryota; Viridiplantae; Streptophyta; Magnoliopsida; Brassicales; Brassicaceae. The record is from RefSeq and is marked reviewed. Gene Ontology annotation, cellular component: plasma membrane. Gene Ontology annotation, biological process: plant gross anatomical part developmental process; phosphorelay signal transduction system; signal transduction. The transcript has 10 exons. Bases 187 to 3555 code for a protein of 1122 amino acids.
AAUUAUUCACUCAAAUUCACAAAGGGUUUCGACUUUGCUCCGAGGAAGAAGAUAAUAUGAAAAGAGCUUUUUAGGGUUUAUCAUUCUCCUUGACUUUGCAAAACGUGAAAUCAGCUUCUUCCUUGGAGGACUAAUCAAGACAGAAAUCUGUUCCUCUAAAAACGAUCGCCGUUCUAGUUCACUCAAAUGAUGGUGAAAGUUACAAAGCUUGUGGCUUCACGUCCAAUUGUGGUCUUUUGCGUCCUGGCAUUCCUGGUGGUUGUUUUCGAGUGCAUUUGGAUCUCAAAUUGGCGAACAACAACGGAGAACCUAGUCAAAGAGGUCGCUUCAUUUACCGAAGAUCUCCGGACAAGUCUAGUUUCGGAGAUUGAAAACAUCGGAAAAUUUACAUAUGCCAAGACAAACUUAUCUACGAUCGGUUUAGCGAGAGUUAUAGAUUCUUAUAUCACCAACAACGACACUGGUUUUACAGAGAUUCAAACACAGAUCGCACCAUUGUUGUUUGUAGCUUAUUCAACGAUCCUUCAAGUCUCACAAGUUUCGUACAUCAGUAGGGACGGUCUCAUGUUUUCUUACAUUGCAGAAUCAAACACAAGUGUCGCUGUUUUUGCCAAUUCCUCGUCGAAUUCAAGUCGUGGAGACUACACUUGGUACACUCAAACCGUGGAUCAGUUAACUGGUCGUCUUAACGGGAACUCAACGAAAUCUCAGUCGUUAGAUGUAACCCAUACAGAUUGGUUCCAAGCAGCACAGAGUAAUAACUACACUACAGCCUUUGUAGGAACGAGCUUGGGAGGAGAAGAUAACGAGACUCUAAUACAGAGCGUGGUUAGCUUGUACAGCAAGAAAGGUCUUGUUUCUUUAGGGUUUCCGGUUAAGACUUUAACCGAAGUUUUGAACAGUUUGAAUCUACACGGCGAAGAGCUUUACAUGUGGACAAAGGACGGGACGGUGCUUGUUCGUGAAGGUUCACUGAAUGAUUCUUUCUUCAUCUCCAAUGGCUCGAUUUGCUUCGGUAGAGAAUCGAACUCCCUCUGGUCUCAAUGCAUCCCUGAAAAUUGCAGUUCCAGUGGCUACGAGGUGGAGAUCAAAAGAUUAAGAUACCAAGCUUUUUGCUCUGUUAUUGAAGUUUCGGGCGUUCCUCUGAGAUACACACUCAUGUUUCCCAACAAAGGAGGAGCAACACGCAUCAAGCACCAAGCGGAAAAGGCAAAAUAUCAACUUAUUGUGGUUAUGAUAUUUCUUGGCUUCGGUUGGCCUGUAUGGUUUGUGUGGUUUAUGAUGCAAGCAACAAGGAGAGAGAUGCAUAUGCGUGCAACGCUGAUAAACCAAAUGGAAGCGACACAACAAGCUGAGAGAAAGAGCAUGAACAAGAGUCAAGCAUUUGCAAAUGCUAGCCACGAUAUUAGAGGUGCCCUUGCAGGGAUGAAAGGUCUGAUUGAUAUAUGUCGUGAUGGAGUUAAACCUGGCUCCGACGUAGACACCACUCUCAACCAAGUGAAUGUUUGCGCCAAGGAUUUGGUUGCUCUGCUCAACUCUGUUUUGGACAUGAGCAAAAUCGAAAGCGGGAAGAUGCAGUUAGUGGAAGAAGAUUUCAACUUGUCGAAACUUCUUGAAGACGUCAUCGAUUUUUACCAUCCCGUUGCGAUGAAGAAAGGGGUUGAUGUAGUUUUGGAUCCGCACGAUGGCUCGGUUUUCAAAUUCUCGAAUGUACGAGGGGAUAGUGGCAGACUGAAGCAGAUUCUGAACAAUCUUGUUAGCAAUGCUGUCAAGUUCACCGUCGACGGGCACAUUGCGGUAAGAGCUUGGGCUCAGAGGCCAGGUUCCAAUAGCUCUGUGGUCCUUGCAUCAUAUCCUAAAGGUGUGUCCAAGUUUGUAAAGAGUAUGUUCUGCAAGAAUAAAGAAGAGUCAUCAACCUACGAGACAGAAAUAUCGAAUUCCAUAAGAAACAAUGCAAACACGAUGGAGUUUGUGUUUGAAGUGGAUGAUACUGGUAAAGGGAUACCUAUGGAGAUGCGUAAGUCGGUAUUUGAAAACUAUGUUCAAGUAAGAGAAACAGCUCAAGGACACCAAGGAACUGGUUUAGGGCUCGGGAUUGUGCAGUCUUUGGUAAGAUUAAUGGGAGGGGAGAUAAGAAUCACCGACAAGGCCAUGGGAGAGAAAGGAACAUGUUUCCAAUUCAAUGUUUUAUUGACAACAUUAGAGUCUCCUCCAGUGAGUGACAUGAAAGUGAGACAGGAGAUCGAAGCAGGAGGCGAUUAUGUAUCCACGCCAAACCUCGGGCUGACUAUAAACACUUCACUUGGAGGUAGCAUGAAUAUACGUAACCUGAGUCCUAGAUUCAACAACUGUCUCAGCUCAAGUCCAAAGCAAGAAGGUUCUAGAGUGGUUCUUCUAUUGAAAAAUGAAGAACGCAGAAGAGUUACAGAGAAAUACAUAAAGAAUCUUGGGAUUAAAGUUACAGUGGUGGAGAAAUGGGAGCAUUUGAGUUAUGCUUUGGAGAGACUUUUUGGAUUUUCACCUCAGAGUUCCAUGGGAAGAGCAGAGUGUAGUUUGUCAUGUCCGAGCUCAAGGGAGUUACCUUUCAUUGGCAUGGACGGUAUUGAUUCAAGAAGCCAACUUCCUAAAAGGAGAAGCAUCAGUUUCUCUGCAGUUGUCCUUUUGGUGAUUGAUGCAAAAACUGGACCAUUUUUUGAGCUGUGCGAUAUUGUCAAACAGUUUCGUAGAGGCUUGCCCCAUGGAAUAUCCUGUAAAGUUGUUUGGCUUAACGAAUCGAGCACUCGUGUAAGUGAGAGAGGGGACAUUAGUUGUUCGAGACCUUUGCACGGAUCGCGUCUUAUGGAAGUCUUGAAGAUGUUGCCUGAAUUUGGAGGAACUGUGCUAAAAGAACCACCUACUGAGCUGCAAAGGGAAUCAUUGCUGAGACAUUCUUUUGUUGCAGAGAGAUCACCAAAACAUAAAGUCCAAGAAGAGGGGCCAAGCUCAAUGUUUAACAAAAAAUUAGGUAAGAGGAUAAUGGCAUCAACAGAUUCAGAGAGUGAGACUAGGGUCAAGUCAGUGCGUACCGGUCGAAAGCCUAUUGGGAACCCAGAGGACGAGCAAGAGACUUCCAAGCCGAGUGACGAUGAAUUCUUAAGAGGAAAGAGAGUUCUUGUGGUCGAUGAUAACUUUAUAUCACGUAAAGUUGCAACAGGAAAGCUGAAGAAGAUGGGAGUCUCAGAGGUCGAACAAUGCGACAGUGGGAAAGAAGCUUUGAGAUUAGUCACUGAAGGGCUUACACAAAGAGAAGAACAAGGUUCAGUAGAUAAACUUCCGUUUGACUACAUAUUCAUGGACUGCCAAAUGCCAGAAAUGGAUGGCUAUGAAGCAACUAGAGAGAUUAGGAAAGUGGAGAAAAGUUAUGGGGUGCGUACACCAAUUAUAGCUGUAUCUGGUCAUGAUCCUGGUUCAGAGGAAGCAAGAGAAACCAUUCAAGCUGGAAUGGACGCCUUCUUAGAUAAAAGCUUGAAUCAACUUGCAAACGUCAUUAGAGAAAUCGAAAGCAAACGUCACUAGUAUUGUAUAAGUAGACAGCACGCAGCUUUGUGCUACUACCAUUAGUGUUUUAGACAAUACUUUUUUAGUAUGACGAUGUCAUAGCAGUUUUCUUCUAAGUUUAUUUAAAGUCCAUUUCAGAU